Molecule: messenger RNA, 3445 nt
Organism: Fonticula alba
Lineage: Eukaryota; Rotosphaerida; Fonticulaceae
Exons: 5
Coding region: 122-3295 (1057 amino acids)
Cellular component (GO): mitochondrion
Source: RefSeq, a predicted model, not a curated record
GCACACGCGCGCAUAUCCCUCUCCUCCUCCCCUCCUCCUAUUUUUGUCGGGUCUUUCCUUUUGCCUGCCCCCCCCCCUCCUAUCCCUCUGUCUGCCCUCCUCCCUUUGCGCCGGAACCCCAAUGUCGGCACUUCGCUGGCUCACGGUCUUUCGGACGGCCCGGUCUCCGACCGGGCUGGGCGCCGACUUUUCUGCCGAACGUGCCACCGCCCUCCGGGCGUACGCCACCGCCCAGCACCACCAGCGCCAGCAACGCUCGCAGCCCCAGCCAAAGACCGCUGCCAGCAAAACCCCCCCGACCACCACCUUCCGGGCCACCUCGGCCGAGGAGGCCCGUGAGGCAUCUCGAUCGCGCAAGUACACCUCCGGCUAUCGGUCAAAGAAGAAGCCCGCAAAUGCGAAGCCCAGUGCACCGGCCGCUGGCCUGGCCUCGGGUCUGACCACGCGCAGCCCCUUCUCAACGGGCAUCCUCCGUGCCGGGUCCCGGUCGGCCGACCAGUGCCUGGGCUGCGGGGCCACCCUCCAGUCACUGGACUCCAAGGCCCUGGGGUAUGUGCCGGUCGAGCGGUACCAGCGGUCUUUGGAGGCGCGUGCCGGGGCCGCCAACGCGAAUGGCGGCAGCCGCGCCGACUUUGACGCCGUGCGCCUGGACACCUCGUCCGCGACCUUGCCGCUGGUCGAGCUCGGGCCUCUGCCCAGUCAGCGCCCGGGCAGUGUGUCCACAACAUCCAAUGGGCCCUUCCAGUUUGACAUGGUGGAAAGCCUGCGCAAGACCAGCCGGUCGCUGCCCUUCCUGGCUCCCGGGUCCAUGCAUGAGAUCGACCCGGCGACCCUGUCGCCGGAGGAACUCGCAGGGGCCCUCUCAAUGGGCGACCUUCGAGCCUUCGAUCGACACAUCCGCAAGGGCGACACUUCGCGGCCGGUCUGCCAGCGGUGCUUCUUCCUCCGGCACUAUGGUCGUGUGACGCCGGUCUCCCUGAAGGCCGAGGAUUACCGCCAAAUCUUGCAGCAAAUUCGCGAACGCCAGGCUUUGUUGGUGCUGGUGGUGGAUCUUUUCGACUUCCCGGGAAGCUUGGUUCGGGAUUUGCCGGACGUCGUCGGCUGGGACCAGGUCAUCCUGGCAGCCAACAAGUCGGACAUCCUGCCUCGCGAUGCUUGCCGCAAUCGCCUGAAGCGGUGGAUCACCAAUGAGUCCAAGCGCACCAUUGGAUCCCGCAUCAUUGACACGCACUUGGUGUCGGCCUCCUCCGGCGAGGGCGUGCAGGAACUCCUGGACAGCAUCAACCGUCUGCGCGGCAGCCGCCCGGUCUAUACGAUUGGCAAGGCCAAUGUCGGCAAGUCGCACCUGGUCAACCGCCUGAUCGAGUUCUCCCUCAUGCAAAGCCAGCAGCCGGAUCUGGCACCCGGUGCCGAUGGCGAGUCUGGCACCGGCAGCAAGGCCCUUUCGAAUAAUGCCCGGCGCCGGGCCAUCCGCCGGCUGAAAUUGACCACCACCAGCACGGUGUCCGGCACGACAUUGAACCUGGUGCGCUUCGAGCUGCCUGGCGCGCAUGGCGGCCCGGCUGGCGUGCUGAUCGACACCCCGGGUCUGCUGCCGGAGACGCACACCCUGGCCGAUUACUUGACUCGGCAGGAGGCCGACGCGUUGAUUCCCUUGCGCCUUUCCAGCACGGAGUCCAACUCGGCGCGUGUCCCCUCCCCGCUGGCUGGCUCGCGGUAUGAGCGCACCCGGCGUACGGAGAUCGGCCUCCGGCCGCGCAUUUUCGAGCUGGCCCCCGGUCGGAGCCUCUUCCUGGGUGGUCUCGGCCGAUUGGACUUUGUCGAUUGCACGAGUGGCAUCGAACGGAUCUUUUGCAUUGUGUACACCAGUCCCGAUGUCUCGAUGGCCACCACCAAGACCAUCAAUGCGGAUGCCUUCUACAAUCGCCAUGUGGCCACCGGGCUCUUGACGCCACCCUUCACCAAACCCUCGCAUGUGAAGGCCGCCCUGCGUGCGGGGUCUGCCCUUGCCGAUGACCCCAAUCCCAAGGAGGAUGGCAGUGACGAUGCUGCGAUUCUCACUGCCUCGGGGAUCGGCGCUGUCCAGGCCGCACUCGAUACCCGCGACCCGGGCGAGCUAUCCCUCGAGGAGGAGCUGGCCCGGGCCCGUGCGGCACUGGAGCUAAAGCCCAAGAGCCAGAAGCUCCAGGCCAAGGUCCGGAAGGCCGAGCGCGCCCUGAGCGCGGUCCAGGUCAAUCGACGCCUGCUGACGAGCGAUCUACCGCCGCUGAUCAGCUACCCGGUGCAACUGCAACAGCCUCUGCCACCGCACCAGCGCGAACGCCUGCUGGACGAGCUCAAUGCGGCGACACGGGCGCCAGCCGCCUUUUCCCCCUCGCACGUGCCGGUGUUCAUCCCGCGAGAGCACCUUCGCGGCGCUUCGCCGGAAUCCGGCGACCCGGCAGCGCAUCCGGCGCCGCUUGACAUGGCCUGGCUGGAGUCGGUCCGCCAGGAGGGCGACAAUUUGCCCCCGGCUCACGAUGGGCAGCUGGUCCACCGGGCCCUUGUUCGGGAUGACGGGGAGGACGACGCCUCGGACCAGGGGUAUGCCAGUAGCGACUUCGGGUCGGAUGCCGACAUGGACUUCGAGGACUACCCCAGCGACGAGGAGGACAGCGACCAUGCCACGGGCCAAGAUAACCACCCUGAUGGUGAUGAUGAUGAUGACGAUGACGAUGAGUCCUCCCAGCUGCAGGUCCCCCGCAAGCGCCGGCCCCACUUCACCUCCAACGGUGGGUAUGUCCCGGAUCGGACCAUCGCCGACAUCGUUCUGCCCGGGGUGGGCUUUGUGUCGGUGGGCUUCACCUGUGCGGUCCCGCGCGAUGCCACCGACAUCCAUGCCAUCCGUGAUGCCCUGAACCCGACUGUCUCGCUGGCUGUCCACUACCCGGAUCUGAGCCGGGCCCCGGCGCUGCUGGAGUUCGAGCGUGAUGGCCAAGACAGCGACAGCGUCCUCCACAUGAAGACCCCGUUGGAGCUGGCCGGCGCGGUCCUCCCGACCACAUCGGCCUCCUCGCGCGCUCUGCUUGUGGACGACCCGACGGCCCUGACCAAUGGCCAGACCUCCCCGUCCUCCUCCGCACCGCCGAUCAUCGUUCGCGACCCGAUGCUGCCAUUCGAGAUGCGCCGCAUGGGCCGGCGCAUUGGUGGCCAGCAUUCCGAGCACUACGUCAAGCUCCGCCGGCACAAGGUCCACAGUGGUGGCGGCGGCAAGGCGGCCAACCCCCGGCAUCAGGACACUCACAAGUGGCGCUGAUGCACGUGACCUCCCCAUUAUAUAGAUCGCCGCGCGUCCGGCUCCCCUCGGCCUUUUUUUUUUCCCAUGCCGCCCUUGCCCGCCAUAUUCUCCCGCCGCCCCCCCGCUGCUGCGGCCUGGCCCCGAAAAAUACGGGCGAGAACGGGGGGG